Pyrenophora tritici-repentis Pt-1C-BFP is the source of this 1077-nucleotide messenger RNA. RefSeq names its product Atrophin-1 multi-domain protein. The record is from RefSeq and is a predicted model, not a curated record. NCBI's taxonomy places the organism in Eukaryota, Fungi, Ascomycota, Dothideomycetes, Pleosporales, Pleosporaceae.
AUGGCAGCGACUCCAAGCAACCUCGAAUCAACCCUCUAUCCAAAAAUCACAACCCACAUCUCAGAAAUCAUCGAAGGGCUACAAGCACUAGACCGCGACCCAAAGCACCCAGAAGCACCCACGCUCCUCGCCCCCAUCCCAAUCAUCGGCACAGCCAAACUCCACGGAACACACGCCGACAUCCUCGUCCACCCCAACAACACGCUAACAUUCCAAUCCCGCAACCUCACCAGCCUCACCCCCUCAAAAGACAACGCCGGCUUCGCAGCCGCAAUGUCCAGCAAGACCGCCACCCUCUUGCACCUAAGAGAUCUCUACCUCACGCGAUGGAGCGAACUCAACCCCACAGCAACACUGCACCAACACCACCCCGUUGUCAUAGCCGGCGAAUGGAUAGGCGAGAAGAUACAAAAAGACGUUGCCAUAUCCCAACUUUCCCGCCGUUUCGUCAUUGUUUCCGUGAAGGUAAACGGUGUAUGGCAGAACGAUCAGGAGUACGCGGGUAUAAGUUUAGAAGCCGAUGGUAUUUAUAACGUUUCGCGUGCUGGGUUGUAUCACGCAACACUGUGCCCGCAAGACAUGGCCCGCACGAUUACUCAGGUUGAGGAAUUGGCAGAGCAAGUCGCUGCACGGUGCCCUUUUGCGGCAACGUUUGGGCUAACGGGGCUGGGCGAGGGUAUAGUGUGGAAAAUGGCGUGUGCAAAGUAUAACGGCGAUGCUUCGCUUUGGUUCAAGACGAAAGGGGGGGUGUUUAAACCGAAGCUUUUUCGUGCACAGCAGCAAAGUCGGAUGGAUGAUGGGGUGGUGGUGAAGCGGAAGGCUGCUAGGGCGGCGGCUGAGACGUGGUGUUCGGUGCAGAGGUUGGAGCAGGGGUGGGAUGUUAUGAGGGAGAAGGGCGUGAGGAGGGAUGGGAGUGGGGCGGGGGUGUAUGUGGAGUGGGUUAAGCGGGAUAUAUUGGUAGAAGAGAAAAGAGGGAUUAGGGAUGAGGGGGUAGAUGAGGAGAUGUUGGUGGUUGAGAUUGGGAAGAUUGCUAGGGCUUGGUAUAAGAAGCGGGUUAGGGUUGAAGCUGGCUAUUGA